CGACAGGUGACCGUUCUUCUGAGCUUGGCGCUUGCUCUCGUAGGCUUCGUAACCAGCGACGCCUCCGUCGUUAGCGGUACAGCUCCAGGUUUCGCGACCGGCACAACGGGCGGUGGCAACGCCAAGCCCGUGGUUCCAAACUCCAUCCAGGAACUCGCGGCUGCUCUCGGCGGCAACGAACCCCGCGUGAUCGUGCUCAAGAAGGAGUUCCGCUUCGUCGGCACCGAGGGCUCCAAGAAGGAGAAAGGGUGCCGCCCCAAGAACAACAUCGACUGCAUGGCCAAGAAGAGCGGGUUUCUGGGGCAAGAUGCGAUUCAGCCGAGCUUCAGCCAGUGCGACGGGUCUUUGAUCGAUAUCACCUAUGACAAGGCGGCUACCAACCCCCUCAUCGUUGGAAGCAACAAGACACUGGUGGGUGAAGGCAGCAAGGGAGUCCUCAAUGGAAAGGGCCUCAUGAUCACUGGCAGCAACGUCAUUAUCCAGAACAUCCACAUCACCAACUUGAACCCCCACCUGGUGUGGGGCGGCGAUGCCAUUACCAUUCGUGGCAACGGCAACGUCGCGCCCAAGGGCAUCUGGAUCGACCACGUCAAGAUCUCCAACAUCGGCCGCCAAAUGAUCGUCGUCAAUUUCUCCGGAGCCACGGGCCUCACCAUCAGCAACUCGGACUUUGACGGAAACACCAAGUACUCGACGUCGUGCGACGGCCGUCACUACUGGGGGUUCUUGAUCUUAGGCAAGCGGACCGAGCUCAGCUUGAUCGGCAACUACAUUCACCACACGUCGGGCCGAUCGCCCAAGAUCGGAGGCCACGACGGUGAGACUUCUGUCGUCCACGCGGCUAACAACUACUUCUCUGAAAAUUCUGGCCACGCGUUUGACGUGGCGACGGGAGGGUAUGUGCUGGCGGAAGGCAACUACUUCGAUUCCGUGAAGCAGCCAACCAUCGACGACCCGAAGGGCAACUUCCUGGUUCCCUACGCAGCCGGUGACUGCAGAGCGGUCAUCGGUCGCGACUGCAAGCUCAACGUUGUCGCCAAGAGCGGCGCCCUCAAGGGGAACUCGCAGGGUAAGGGCUCGCAGUUCGUCAACGUCAAGUCGCUGAUCAACCAGUACAAGGUGACGGCUGCUACCAAACUUGCAGUGGGGGCUGGUAACUUCGGUGUCGGCAAUCUGGGCAGCAGUGGGUCCGCGAAGCAGGGUGUAGAUCAGUCGCCUAUU
Messenger RNA from Phytophthora sojae, 1221 nucleotides. RefSeq lists its product as hypothetical. NCBI's taxonomy places the organism in Eukaryota, Oomycota, Peronosporomycetes, Peronosporales, Peronosporaceae. The transcript has a single exon. The record is from RefSeq and is a predicted model, not a curated record. Gene Ontology annotation, molecular function: pectate lyase activity. The annotation marks the transcript as partial.